This is a messenger RNA of Stegastes partitus (bicolor damselfish), 1373 nucleotides long. RefSeq names its product protocadherin beta-14-like. Gene Ontology annotation, cellular component: plasma membrane. The transcript is spliced from 2 exons. Bases 39 to 1373 code for a protein of 444 amino acids. Gene Ontology annotation, biological process: homophilic cell-cell adhesion. The record is from RefSeq and is a predicted model, not a curated record. Lineage: Eukaryota; Metazoa; Chordata; Actinopteri; Pomacentridae. Gene Ontology annotation, molecular function: calcium ion binding.
GAGGCUGUCGUUUGCUUUUACCGAGAUAAUUUCAAACAAUGAGACGGCAAGUACUGUUGUUUAUUUCAGUUCUGUCUUUGAGUUUAGUCUACGGGCAGGUCAGCUACUCCGUUCCGGAGGAGAUGGCGAAAGGCUCUUUGGUUGGGAAUAUAGCGCAGGAUUUAGGACUAGACGUUAAACGACUAAGGCUGGGUAACGCUCGUGUGUAUUCUGGUGAUAGCAGAGAAUACAUCGAGCUGAACAACGAGAGAGGAGUCCUCCUUAUUAAAGAGAGAAUAGACAGAGAGGCGUUAUGCGGUGAUACGACACCGUGCGCUGUGCAUUUUCAGAUUGUGUUAGAGAAUCCGAUGGAGUUUUACAGCGUAACAGUGGAAAUUACUGAUAUUAACGACAAUGCACCGACCUUUGAAAAAAACGAAAUUAAAUUCACCAUUAGUGAGUCUGCAGUCGUUGGGGCAAAUUUUGAUUUAGAGAGAGCUGUGGAUUUGGAUGUAGGUCCUAACACUCUUCAAAGCUAUGUGCUUAAGCCAAGCGAUAAUUUUAUACUUAAACUGCACAAUCAAGCCGACGGUACAAAGAAUGUUGAAAUGGUCUUACAAAAACCCCUCGACAGAGAGAAACAUGAGUUCAUUUCGCUGGUGCUGACGGCUGCAGAUGGAGGAGAGCCGCAGAUGUCAGGAACAAUGCAGAUUCUCAUUACGGUCUUAGAUGCGAAUGACAACGCACCUAUAUUUACCCAGCAGAUAUACAAAGGCACUGUUGCUGAAAAUUCUGCAAAAGGCACGGUUGUGACUUCUGUUAGUGCGUCAGAUGCUGAUCAUGGUUUGAAUGGUAAAAUAAUAUAUUCAAUCACGAAUACAUUGGAUGACGUCAGACACAUGUUUGAAAUAAAUGAAGAAAGCGGUGAAAUUAGAUUGAUUGGACGUUUGGAUUAUGAAAAGAAAAAACAUUUUCAGAUCAACGUGCGCGCAAGGGAUAAUGGAGGACUAACCGAUUCGUGUAAAGUGAUGGUCGAUGUCGCUGAUAUAAAUGACAAUGAACCAACGAUUAAAAUCAUGUCUAAAUCAACUGUUAUAUCAGAGAGUGCAAACCCCAACACUGUCGUUACAAUGAUUAAUAUACAAGACCCAGACUCAGGUGACAAUGGUAAAGUUCAGUGUUUCAUAAAUGAUAAUAUUCCUUUCGUAUUGAAAUCGACUUCAAAUCAUUUUUAUAGUUUAGUGACAGACAAUGAUUUAGACAGAGAGAGAGCCUCUGAGUAUAACAUCAGUGUGACCUGCUCUGAUGAGGGAGUGCCCUCCCUCUCCAGCAGCUCAGAACGUGCUGAUAAUGGAUCCGAGUUGUACAGGAACGAUGCAGCGGAUGCAGAGUGA